Messenger RNA from Strongylus vulgaris, 501 nucleotides. Lineage: Eukaryota; Metazoa; Nematoda; Chromadorea; Rhabditida; Strongylidae. The record is from the annotation of a GenBank genome assembly.
CUACCCGAGUGGAUAAUCAAAAUGGCCGAGAACGAGCGCUGCUAUGAAGAGGCCAAACGUCAUGCUAAUGUGGAAUUAGAACGCUGUCGCAAUCAUAUUAGGCAAGAGUUUGAACAGAGGAGAAAGCGACAUGAGGAAAAGUAUCGGGCUGAGAUGGAAGCAUUGCGCCACAAACUCGACAAACGCCUGAGAGACCUUGAAAAUGCACAAACAGGGCUUGCCGUUGACAAACUUCGCCGUCUUUCUAUGGAUCAGUCCCUACGAUCCCGGCAAGAACGCGAAAAGAAGAUACACGAUAUGAGCGAAUCCACGCAGGAGGUGUUUAACAAGGAGAGGAAACGUUUCUCUGUUGGAAUCGAGCAAAUGCUAGAGCAGAAGCAGAUGGAGCAUCACGAGAUGAUGCAAAAAUUAACCCAACAAGAGCAAAAAGCACUUCAGCGGCUUGAAGAGAUUGUUAGUACCGCACAAGAUGGACCUCCACCUCGAUCAACGUCAAGGUAG